UCUCCAAGCACAAGGAGGGGUCUUCUUUAUCUUAGGCAUUUCUUUUUUCCCAUGGUAGGAUACUUCCACCCAGCUUCCCUCCUCUCACCCUUAUAUAAAGUUCUUGCUGCUGUGACUCUGCUUUGCUUGCUUCUUCACCCAACUACCACCACCUCUGUGUUUUCCUGCACUCUCCUUGCUAGUGGUGUGACUGUGAAGGUGGCGGAGCCUGCAUGGAAGGGCUGACGAGCGAGCAGAUGGUGGCGUUCCAGGAGGCGUUCUUGCUCUUCGACAAGAACGGCGAUGGAUGCAUCACCUUGGAAGAGCUGGCUGCGGUGACUCGUUCUCUUGGCCUUGAGCCGACCGAUCAGGAGCUCAACGACAUGAUGAGGGAAGUUGAUACAGAUGGCAAUGGGAUCAUAGAUUUUCAGGAGUUCCUGAGCCUCAUUGCCAGGAAGAUGAAGGAUGGGGAUGGCGACGAAGAGCUGAAAGAAGCUUUCGAGGUCCUAGACAAGGAUCAGAAUGGUUUUAUCUCCCCAACUGAGCUGAGGACAGUGAUGACCAAUCUUGGGGAGAAGAUGACAGACGAGGAGGUUGAGCAGAUGAUAAGGGAGGCGGAUACCGAUGGCGACGGGCAGGUGAACUACGAUGAAUUUGUGAUAAUGAUGAAAAACGCUGAACGGAAGAUAUCUGGGUGAAAAGAUGCCGUUCAUAGAUCAUAAGUGUGAACCACUGAUCCCCAAAUUUGGGAGCAUCUUUUCCACUGUAAAUUCCAUUCUCUCAAUUACUGUAUUUGAACCACAAAAUUUGGACUUCAGCUAUGGGUAAUUGCAGCUUGUAAGAUUGUGAUUUAAAACUAUACUAAGGUUGUGGUUUUAUUUCAAAAGUUGUUCGCUUUUGCGAACUAUGUAUUAGAAAUUGACAUAUACUUAGAAGGGCGUCUAUCCAUGUUUUUUAUUUUUUUUGGGAAUUUUUUUUGAAUGACUCGCACAGACGGUGCGAAGUUCUAUUGAUAGAGCAGGAAAAAAUUAUAAGAUUGCAACCCUGGAGGGUCGUAACCAGGAAAAAGAAAAAAUAAACCACCACCCACACACCGACAACGCCUAAACACAAGUCCGGGAGAAGGCUAGCACCAUACCGGCCGCCGCUAAGCGUGACCGACCGCCGCUAGACCAACAAAGGAACACAGACGAGAUCGUCAAGCAAGAGGGUGCCAAAACGACGUUUUCAAGAAGAGAAGCGACGGAAAACCGCCGCCGCCGUCCGUCAAGGAUCAAAGGAGCCAGGACUGGGCUUUCGCCCGGCAACCACCCUUGAGGGGCGAGACAGCACGACAACGCCCUCAGGAGGGGGAAUUAACCAUUGUUGUCGGUCCGGCCAAGGCCGGGCUGGGUUUUCACCUGCCGCUCACCACCUGCGAAACCACGGCUGACACACCGAUGCUCCACUGCCAAUCAACCUCUGUCGACAUGUGGGACCCCUGCACCGGCGCCCUCCGCCGGCUAGCCUUCGUGCGCCGAAGACCGCGCCACACCCACUGGCAGCUCCUCCACUCACCAAGGUCGCCUCCUCCACCGCCGGCCGCGCUUCUCGCGCCGAGCCGGCC
Molecule: messenger RNA, 1585 nt
Organism: Oryza sativa Japonica Group (Japanese rice)
Lineage: Eukaryota; Viridiplantae; Streptophyta; Magnoliopsida; Poales; Poaceae
Source: RefSeq, a predicted model, not a curated record